Molecule: messenger RNA, 2367 nt
Organism: Anoplophora glabripennis (Asian longhorned beetle)
Lineage: Eukaryota; Metazoa; Arthropoda; Insecta; Coleoptera; Cerambycidae
Gene: FGF-8
Exons: 5
Coding region: 345-1043 (232 amino acids)
Source: RefSeq, a predicted model, not a curated record
UGCAGAGAGCGCGUACAGAUCUUCCCUUCCCGGCAGCAAAAAAAUCAAGUCGUCGUUCGGCCGUCGAUUGUCUUACGCCGAUGAGUGUUUCGGCAUCUAUGCAGCAGGCGCCCGACACCGUCGCUUGUUUAUGUUCUUUUGUUGGUGGUGAGUUUUGAGUGGUUUGCGUUUCGACUGUUUUCCUGGAUCUUGUGGUGCGACAGUGACUGACUGGAUUGAGUUGUGCGCCAGUGUCCGCCAAGGGACGUAUCUCAGUGUUUUUUUUUUGUUUUGGCGAUUUUAGGAUGCGUUUGGGUGAUGCUGGGCUCGGCACCACUCGCCUCUGACCUACUGGAUGCAACCUUAUGUGUAAGAUACUAAAACGACCAGGCAAAGCGAUACUUUAUUUAUUCAUUAUCAUGCUCUUGUUCAUCGUGAAGGAAUCGUAUGGCCAUGACAAGUGCUACUGGCCUUGUUUUGGGCCCGUGUGGAAGGUCAAAAUUUAUAACGAACUUGCCAAGGGAUAUCUUCAUGUAGAGGGCAACACCGUAGUGGCUAACUACACAGGAGAUGGAACUCUCUACAAAAUUUCCAAAGGCGCAAGCUUUUACCUUUAUGAUGCCAAUGCUGCUAAGUUUAUAUGUUGGAGUAAUAGACGGAAUAAGAAACCGGCACUAGUGGCAAGGAAAUACAAAUUCAACUCUCUGGGCCUCUGCGAAUUCAAAGACAUGGUAUCGACGAACCACCGGAACAGCCACGUCCACCUCCUGGCUUCCUUCAGCAAGGACAGGAACAAGGACAGGGACGUGAUGAUGAUGAAGUUCAACAAGAACGGGAGGUUUUCGACGAAGAAUUGCACCCAGCACAAGUCGCGGCACCAGCACAAGAAGUGCGUAUCGGCGGCGGAUUUUUUAGUGAUCCCCGCCCUCAACGCCAACGACGAUCCCUGCGGGUGUCCAGAGGCCAAGAACUACUUCUGUCAGACGAAGCUUAGGAAUAUGCCCGAACUGCAUGAAAUCUGCAACCUAACCUGGCCUAGGUCGAACGAGACGUACGAAACCUAGUUUAGGUCACUCCACCUGUACAGUCACAAUAGAUUAACUGGAUACAGUUUAGGAGCCCACCAGUCACAGUCUCGUGGACUGUGGCGUAAAUUUUUUAACGCCCGAUGGGAAGACGAAGACUUGUCGCUCUGAGUCAUCCCAUCGGGACGUUUUACGGAAUUUUCAAUAAUACUCUAAGCCAAAACGUACUAUGUCAGAAUAUUCACUGAAUGUUUAUAAUAACUUGGAUGUGUGCGUUGUAGUAAGGUAAGUUUUUGUACAUAUUAUUUUAAUGGAUUUAUAUGAAGUAAUUGAGUUCGAAAGUAUUUGUAGAAUAUCCUAGUCAGAAUACAGAUAUUCUUUAGAAUAUUUAUAUGUUAAUAUUUCUACUAACUUCAAAGUUUUUGUAAACGUUCUAAUUUGUGUAUACUGACAUCGAGCUUGUAUAACAGAAGCUAAAAGCAUAGUUGAUCAAUGUAAUAAACAGUACAUCUACGAACUUUACUCAUAUUUUUUGGUAUCUCAGGCAUUUUUCCUUAUCGCUGUCAAUCAAUGCUGCUAAUUUUGGAUUACUGUCUUGAACUUUGAGUUAAAUAUUACCAAUUAUUAUGGUUUUACGUCUGUUACUGAUUUCUAAAAUUUAAUACUUAUGAGAUACCAAAAAUCUGAAAAGUUUAUUGCUUCCUGUUUGAAAUUAUUAAGGCUGAUUUUGAUUUAUUGAAUAGUUAUGCCGCAGAGCGUAUAUGUAUAGUAUUACUAUUGGUUGAAGGAUAUUUUUGUAACAAAAUAGGCCGAAAUUAACGAUACAAAAAAUCUGUUCUGACUGUACCUAAGAAUGUUAAUAAUGUCAGUAUUUUUUGUGUAUGAAAAGUCAGCAUGUAUGUAUUUGUACAAAUGUUAUUAUACUUUUAUACUAUAUUUUAAUUUAUUUUUCUAUAAUUUAAUUUUUUGUAUAAUUUGUGAAUUAUAGUACUUUUAAGUUACGAAUGUGAAUGUACAGUUUUUUUAUUUUUGACCCCUAUGGGGUUUGUCGAACACAUUCUAACUUCUGUAAAUUAUUAUUUAUUUUUGUGAAUAUUCCUAGAAGGGCACCUAAAAAAAUUAAAAUUGAUAUUUAUAAGAUUUCCUUAGAAGGUGUCCGCUUUAUCCAUGUUUUAAUGGUUUCUAACAAUUCAAUUGCAAAUACCAAAUAAUGAAUGAGGCAGUGAACAUUAUAAAAAUUUUGAUAAGAUUGUGAAAAAGGUUUAUCCGAUGUUAAAUGUAAGCCUCGUGUUUGUUAUAAGAUCUGUAGGCAUUAUUGUCUUUUAUUUAUACAAUACAUUCCAACUCAUAUAUGCAUUUACAA